Messenger RNA from Episyrphus balteatus (marmalade hoverfly), 2084 nucleotides. RefSeq names its product glucose dehydrogenase [FAD, quinone]-like. The coding region runs from base 128 to 2011 and encodes 627 amino acids. Gene Ontology annotation, molecular function: flavin adenine dinucleotide binding; oxidoreductase activity, acting on CH-OH group of donors. NCBI's taxonomy places the organism in Eukaryota, Metazoa, Arthropoda, Insecta, Diptera, Syrphidae. The record is from RefSeq and is a predicted model, not a curated record. The transcript has 2 exons.
AAUCAAAGGCGAAUUAACACCAAACCUCUUGGUAAUCAUAGAUCAAAUAAGUAGAAAUUUUUAUUGUUUGUGAAUGUUACUUUUAGAUUUUUGUUGAACCAAGAGUCAAAAAAAGUUUAACAUAAAUAUGAAGACCGUUGAAAGUAUCAUACUAUCGUCAGCGUUACUUUUCAUUAGUCUUCAACUGAUUGAGGCAGCCAAUCCAUUUGACUACGUCUUUAAAAGAGCUGCCGAGGAAAAUCAAAGAGAUAGAGAAAAAAGACAAUAUGUUCCAAAAGAUAACUCCAUUUUUGAUUUUAUCAUUGUGGGUGGAGGCUCAGCAGGAUGUUUGUUAGCCAAUCGACUUUCAGAGAAUCCCAGAUGGAGUGUUUUAUUGAUAGAAGCUGGUGGCAAUGAAAAUAUCGUUCAUGACAUGCCAAUUCUGGCACCCAAUUUACAAAAAACUGAUUCCGAUUGGCAAUACCAAACUACACCUCAGGAAAAUGCUUGUUUUGGAAUGCGUGAUAGAAAAUGUUCCCUUCCUCAUGGCAAGGUACUUGGAGGAUCCAGUUCCAUAAACUAUUUGUAUUAUACUCGGGGAAAUAUGCGAGAUUACUAUAAUUGGGCUGCACUAGGAAACUAUGGAUGGUCUUUCCCAGAGGUUUUUCACUACUACAUGAAAUCAGAAGGGGCUUAUUUGAAAGGUUUAGAACAGUCUCCGUGGCACAAUCGAACUGGGGAAUUGAGUGUAGAGUUUGUCGAGUUCAGAAGUGAAAUAGCAAAGUAUUUUGUGAAGGGCGCCCAAGAUGCAGGACUAAAGUCUGUAGAUUAUAAUGGUUAUUCGCAAUUAGGUGUUUCCUUUGCCCAAGCAACUACACGAAAUGGACACAGAGCUAGCUCAUCCAAAUCGUUUAUUGAGCCUAUUCGGUACUCAAGGAAGAACCUUCAUGUGAUCAACUAUUCGACAGUAAUAAAGAUCAUUAUUGAUCCCAUAACUUUGACAGCUUUAGGAGUCGAGCAUGUUUAUAAGGGCAAAGUGUAUUCUGUUCAUUCUAGAAAGGAAACAAUAUUAUCUGCGGGAGCACUGCAUUCUCCUCAGUUACUUAUGCUCUCCGGUAUUGGACCGGGAGAGAAUCUUCAACGUGUUGGAAUAUCACAACUUGUUGAACUUCCUGUUGGCCAAGUUCUUUAUGAUCAAGUUACACAUUUUGGACCUGUUUUCACAACAAAUACCACUGGAUCGACACUGUUUGGAAAUACUAUCACUCAGAAAGAUUUGGAUCAAUAUUUUGCCGGAAGUGCUGGGACCAGGAUUUCCUCCACUGCAGGAUUUGAAACAUUGGCAUUUUUCCGAACUCGAAACUCACGAACACCGACAGAUGUACCGAAUAUCGAAAUAGCCAUGGGUGCAGUUGGUUUGGCAAGUGAUGGUGGAACGACUUUCAAAACAGCUGCAAACUUUCGAGAUGAUGUUUACCAAAAGGCUUUUAGCGAACUAGAAAAUCGUGACCAUUUUACAACCAUUCCUGUGCUUUUGUAUCCAAAAUCUAAAGGAAGUCUUCGGUUAAGAGAUCGAAAUCCAUUUAGCCCUCCAGAAAUAAAUCCAAACUAUUUGAAGGAACAAGAAGAUGUUGAGUUUCUCUUGGAAGGUAUAAAAGAGGCAAUUCGAAUUGCAGAAACACCUUCAAUGCAAAAGAUCAAUGCAACGUUGUGGAAGAGGAAUGUUCCAGGAUGUGAACAUUUGAAAUUCGGUACCGAUGAAUAUUGGAGAUGUUCAAUUAGAGUGUUAUCUUACAACUUUUAUCAUUAUAUUGGAACGUGCAGAAUGGGACCACACACAGAUCCAAUGGCAGUUGUAAGUCCGGAACUGAAGGUUCGUGGUGUGAGAAGACUGAGAGUUGUUGAUAAUAGUGUUGUGCCGACAAUGCCAGCAGGACAUACAGCUGCUGUUGCACUUAUGAUUGCCGAAAAAGCAGCUGAUUUAAUUAAACAAGAAUGGGAGCAAAAUUAUAAAAUAAAUAUAAAUACAUAAAUGAUUUAAAUAAAUGACGCGCGUCAGUUUUCAAAAAGUGACGCGCCUCAGUUUUUUAAAAGUUUUGAAAAGU